Messenger RNA from Marmota flaviventris (yellow-bellied marmot), 282 nucleotides. The record is from RefSeq and is a predicted model, not a curated record. NCBI's taxonomy places the organism in Eukaryota, Metazoa, Chordata, Mammalia, Rodentia, Sciuridae.
GUAUUUCACCAAUAAUUACACAGGAUAAGGGCUGCUCUUCAAGUGCGUGCACUCCCCUGUCCUUCUCUGCCACUGUGAGGACUGGAUGGACAUUUGUGUAUGAGAACCGGUGCUGCACGAGCAAGGAGUGUAACAAAGCCGACAUCCAACUGUCUCCAGUGUCCAAGGAAGAAAAUGGCAUUGUAUGUCCUGCCUGCUUCUCUGAGAAUGGCACGUUCUGUAGCCCACAGCCCCUCAAGUGCACAGGGGCAGAGACGAAGUGUGUCGAGGUUAUAGGCAAAG